Molecule: messenger RNA, 1669 nt
Organism: Fopius arisanus
Lineage: Eukaryota; Metazoa; Arthropoda; Insecta; Hymenoptera; Braconidae
Gene: S2P
Product: membrane-bound transcription factor site-2 protease
Exons: 4
Coding region: 165-1652 (495 amino acids)
Biological process (GO): membrane protein intracellular domain proteolysis; regulation of response to endoplasmic reticulum stress
Cellular component (GO): membrane; cytoplasm
Molecular function (GO): metalloendopeptidase activity; protein binding
Source: RefSeq, a predicted model, not a curated record
UUAUGACAAACCUCUAAAACUUGCAUGACAGCACCAUGCACACGCAAAGUAUAAACAAAACGGAUUGUAUGAUGCGUUUGAAACUCAAAUAAACGCAGUAAUCGAUUACCGGCUCUAAUGACGUGUGGAGAAUUGUCAAGUUCCAGUUAUCGAAAAUAGCGACGAUGAAUCCGAUAAAUUUUCUCGCUGCUGCCGGCAUCAUCCACGGGGUAUUGUUAUUCUUCAAUAUGCUGUUCCGGUCAUGCUCGCACAUUCCAUACCUUCUUUUCAUGGAGAACACUGGACUCGAGGUAAAGACACUCAGUAUCAAGUGGUUCACAGGUGCAUUCAAUCGGCCUUUGGUCAAGUGGGGAACGUCGAGAUCGAAAUUUUGGAUUUUGUGGUUCAAUCUGGGAGUUGUCGUGACUAUUGUUCUCCUACCAGUUGUUUCAGUGAUUCUUAUUAAAAUGCUAGUGGUCAUGUUCCUGAGUGGUCCCAAGGGUGAGAGACCGGCUGCAGAAUGGGAGCUGGAGCCCAUGAUUCCUGGGGUGAAUGUUCCCUUCGCAGACAUCCAGUACUACGCAAUCACUCUGGGUCUGUGCAGCAUUGUCCACGAGGCAGGUCAUGCUCUAGCUGCAGCAAGAGAGGAUGUCCAGCUGUAUGGAGUUGGAAUGCUGUUGGUGUACAUUGUGCCAGUGGCGUUCGUCUCUCUCAACAGUGAACAGCUCUCCCAGAGACCGAUGCAGAAUCAACUGAGGAUCCUGUGCGCUGGUGUUUGGCACAAUAUUGUCCUGGCAGUAGUGGCAGCUGUCGGAGUCUUCAUAAGCCCCUGGCUCUGGGCUCCAAUGUUCUCUGUGAACUCUGGGGUUGUUAUCACUGCCAUUCAGCCCCACUCACCUCUCCUGGGGAUCACAGGUUUGAGUCAUUACGACGUCAUCCACAGGAUAAACGACUGUUCAGUUCGGAAUAGCAACGACUGGCACGAUUGUAUUCUGCAGUCUGUGAGGCAAUCGACUCCGGGGUACUGUGUACCCCAGGCUUUGGUUCAAGAGCACGAUGAGUCCAUUCCAGUCUGGACGAUGCCUAGUGGAGAGAUCAAUUGCUGCCGCAAGGACAGUGAGACCGAUGGAAAAUUAUGCUUUGAAUUUAUCGAGGAGGGACAAGUUCCUUUGCAGCUGCAAGAGCAUUCUUGUCUCCCUGCGAGAUUAAUUAUUGAAAAAUCCAGGGGAUUCUGUAGCUCGGGACAAUACUGCCCGGAAACUGGAACUAAUUGCAUGAAACCUACGUUGGAUAAUGUGACAAAAGUCGUGCAAAUAAAGAGGGAAAUUGGCAGAGACGUUUUGUUCUUCGGUUACCCAGCAGACAUUUACCGUACGAUUGAAAUAUCAGAAUGGGUGCCAAAAUAUCAAUUUUUGAGUUCAGAAAUGCCAGAGUCUUUGGCAUUACUUUGCAAAUACAUCACUGUGAUCUCAGCGGGUUUGGCUGUGAUGAACGUCGUCCCAUGUUUCUUCUUCGAUGGCCAACACAUUGUCUCGACACUUGCACAGAAUUUCCUGAGACCCAGAAUCAGGCACAAGAGCUUGAGACAAGCUAUUGCUUUGACAAUUACCAGUGUCGGGAGCCUAGUGCUUGUGAUUAAUAUUAUUCAUGCUUUCGUGCAGAGACAGAGGUAGCCGGUGAAAUGAAUUCG